This is a messenger RNA of Sciurus carolinensis (gray squirrel), 887 nucleotides long. Its product is annotated as V-type proton ATPase 16 kDa proteolipid subunit c-like. Gene Ontology annotation, biological process: proton transmembrane transport. Gene Ontology annotation, molecular function: proton-transporting ATPase activity, rotational mechanism. NCBI's taxonomy places the organism in Eukaryota, Metazoa, Chordata, Mammalia, Rodentia, Sciuridae. Bases 62 to 475 code for a protein of 137 amino acids. The transcript has a single exon. Gene Ontology annotation, cellular component: proton-transporting V-type ATPase, V0 domain. The record is from RefSeq and is a predicted model, not a curated record.
GACCCUCCCGCAGACAUGUCCGAGGACCAAGAACCCCGAGUAUGCUUCGUUCUUCGCCGUCAUGGGCGCCUCGUCCGCCAUGAUCUUCAGCGCCCUGGGUGCCGCCUAUGGCACGGCCAAGAGUGGCACCGGCAUCGCUGCCAUGUCAGUCAUGAGGCCGGAGCUGAUCAUGAAGUCCAUCAUCCCAGUGGUCAUGGCUGGGAUCAUCGCCAUCUAUGGUCUAGUGGUGGCAGUCCUCAUCGCCAACUCCCUGAAUGAUGGCAUCAGCCUCUACAGGAGUUUCCUCCAGCUGGGUGCAGGCCUGAGUGUGGGCCUGAGUGGCCUGGCAGCUGGCUUUGCCAUUGGCAUUGUGGGGGACGCUGGUGUUCGGGGCACUGAUCCUGAUCAGUUUGUGGGCAUGAUCCUGAUCCUCAUCUUCGCUGAGGUGCUUGGCCUCUACGGUCUCAUCGUGGCCCUCAUCCUCUCCACAAAGUAGCCCCUCUCAAGCCCACCAGCCACAGAACACGAUGUAAAGACCACCCCUCCUCAUUCCAGAACGAACAGCCUGACACACAUGCACGGGCAGCCGCCCCCCUCCGUAGUUGGUCUUGUAAAUGCGCAGUGUCCUAGUGCCCAUCGUCUGUUGCCCCGCCUGGCCCCUUCCGCCCCGUGCUGUGGACAUCGGGCCCACUCAUCUCCCAUCCAGGCCCCUGACCAGUGAGGAUACAGCCUCCGGCCCCCGCCCACCGCCCUAGAGUGCUCUGUGUAUAAGGAUGAAUUAGAGUUGUCGUUUUUCUCUUCACUCGAUGUUUAUUUAUAAAAGAUCUGACCUGUUCAUGCGUCUGUGGAGCAGCCCUCGUCUCCCCCUAUAGUACCCUUUAGGUAGAGUGUUGCCUUGUGGGGUUCCC